Molecule: messenger RNA, 525 nt
Organism: Oppiella nova
Lineage: Eukaryota; Metazoa; Arthropoda; Arachnida; Sarcoptiformes; Oppiidae
Source: the annotation of a GenBank genome assembly
AUGAAAACAGUUGUUAAGGACCUUGAUACUGAUGGUGAGAGGUUUGUGUUUAUAUUCACGGAAUUCACCAAGCGUAGGGCUAUUAAGUGUUACAAUGAAAGCGAAAGAUUUCGACACGUGUUUGAGCAACUACAUUUCAAAGUAGAUGGCCUGGACUACAAUUGGGACGCCAAGGAAAUUGAACAAAAUUUAACUGAGAAAGCUAAAAAAGUUCCUCUAAAUAGCGAUGCAUUUACCUUGUCAGUGGACAAAACUUGGAUCGACGAUAAUCGAGAUACUUUUAUUGGCUACUCGUGCGCACAAGGGUAUGAGACCUUGACACAAUACGGGAUAUCACGUUUUGGACUUAGUCUCACUCACAUGAUUGCUAAAUACGCUUGCGAAGAACCAUUAACUAACAUAAUGACCAGGACGUGUAAUUACAUGCAAACUUACUUUGAUGAAUCUGGCUGUUAUGCCCCGGCAACGACUCAAUGGAUCGGGGUGAUCUCAUCUUCGUUCGAAUCUAUCGGUGCAAGCGAAUAA